Pocillopora verrucosa is the source of this 1226-nucleotide messenger RNA. The record is from RefSeq and is a predicted model, not a curated record. Lineage: Eukaryota; Metazoa; Cnidaria; Anthozoa; Scleractinia; Pocilloporidae.
GCGAGCGAAACAAUGGCGGGUGUUUUAAGUAGGUUUUCUUCCGCUACCACAACAAUAAUACAGCAGCUGAAAAACAGCUCUAAUAACGAAAACACGGUAAAAAGCACUGCUUUUUAGUUGCCAGUUUGGAAGAAGUGGUGUUUGGAGAAGGAAAUUGCCGCGUAAAUCGAAAACUACGAGCCGACCCAGCUUAACAGUUUGCUCGAGCGAUUCUACGCCGAAUCAAAAACAAACAUGGGGAAGAUUAUAAACCGGAAAGUCUGAAAGUAAUGAUUACAUCGCUUGAUAGACACUUGAAGAACAAAGGCUAUAAACUGUCCAUUAUUCGCGACAGAGAAUUCAGUUCCUCCAAACAAGUACUGGACGGGAAAGCGAAACAGCUUCGCUUAGCUGGCCGCGGGAAGCGCCCAAACAAAGCGCUACAACUAUCCGAAGAGGAAGCAGAAAUUCUCUGAAAGAGCGAGAAACUCGGUGGUUAAACCCCAGAGUCCUUAAUUCAUACAAUGUGGUGGCUACUUACUCAACAAUUUGGUCUCCGUGGAAGGCAGGACCGUAGGUCUCGCAAUCUCAGGGCGAGUGGUCCAUUUUAUCUCUCGAUAAAACACAACAGCGGACCUGGCGAUGAAACUUGGUACAAAGUCCAGCCCAUGGGAGAAAAUAAAAUCAACUCCAUGAUGAAAAAUAUCAUCUCCCAAACCACCCUUCAGUCAUCCGAGAAGCGGUUUACCAAUCACAGUGCCCUCAAAACGCUUGUUAGCAAGAUGAAGAAAGCAAAUCUCGAGAGGUCAUCCAUUGCAAAAGUCACCGGUCACAGAAAUAUUCAGUCUUUAGAUGACUACGAUGAAGCCGACGAAGACGAACAGCGACAGCUUUCGUGGGCCAUCUCAAAGGGAAAUAGUACACCAAAACCCGUGCUGGUGGCGGGUAGUUCAUCUGGUCCUUGUGCUUCAAAUGCAGUAAUUCCACACAUGAUGAACUCUCAAGCGCAGAAUCUGAUGAAUGCCUUCACUAACUGCACUGUCACAUUCAACCUCAACAACAAGGCCUCGCCUAAUAAACCUCGCAAACGACGAUUUCAUUUCAUCGAAAGUGAUUCGGACACAGACUGAACAAUUCCUUAAACUGUUUGGUCGGACUUUGAACUUUUUUGCGCCUUAAAGAUGUGAAAAUUUCAUUUUAUCUUAUUAUUUUGAUCGUACGCGGUUGUUUUCACCGAACGCACAAUG